Messenger RNA from Cavia porcellus (domestic guinea pig), 12387 nucleotides. RefSeq names its product par-6 family cell polarity regulator gamma (gene Pard6g). Gene Ontology annotation, biological process: establishment or maintenance of cell polarity; regulation of cellular localization; centrosome cycle. Gene Ontology annotation, cellular component: cell cortex; apical plasma membrane; nucleus. Gene Ontology annotation, molecular function: protein binding. The record is from RefSeq and is a predicted model, not a curated record. The coding region runs from base 203 to 1351 and encodes 382 amino acids. NCBI's taxonomy places the organism in Eukaryota, Metazoa, Chordata, Mammalia, Rodentia, Caviidae. The transcript has 3 exons.
CUCCGCGCUCCUCCCGCGCGCGGCCCCUGGAGUUCCAGAGGCGCGAGGUCAGCCCAGCUCCGGCCCGCCGCACAGCGCGCAGCCCCUCGUCGGAGCAAGUGCGGGCCGGAGCCGGGAGGGCGGCGAGGGACGUGUCCCUCCAGGUCCUGCCUGUGGUCCCUGAGCAGCCGGGGCGACGGCGAGGCUCAGCGGGGCCGAAACCAUGAAUCGGAGUUUUCAUAAGUCUCAGACCCUGCGCUUCUAUGACUGCGGCGCGGUGGAAGUCAAGAGCAAAUUUGGGGCUGAGUUUCGAAGGUUCUCUUUGGACCGUCAUAAACCUGGGAAGUUUGAAGAUUUCUACCAGUUGGUUGUGCACACUCACCACAUCUCCAACACCGAAGUGACCAUUGGCUAUGCAGAUGUGCACGGGGACCUGCUGCCCAUCAACAAUGAUGACAACUUCUGCAAGGCAGUCUCCAGUGCAAAUCCUUUGCUCAGAGUCUUCAUCCAGAAACGAGAAGAGGCUGACCACUACAGCUUUGGGGCAGGUACCCUGUCAAGGAAAAAGAAGGUGCUGGUGACACUGAGGGAUGAGGGUCUGCGCCGGCGUGCCCACCUUGACAUCAGCAUGCCACACGACUUCCGCCCAGUGUCCUCCAUCAUUGACGUGGACAUCCUCCCUGAGACGCAUCGCCGUGUGAGGCUGUACAGACAUGGUUGCGAGAAGCCACUGGGCUUCUACAUCCGUGAUGGCACAAGUGUGCGGGUGACCCCCCAUGGGCUAGAGAAGGUCCCAGGCAUCUUUAUUUCCCGAAUGGUACCCGGGGGGCUUGCAGAGAGUACUGGGCUGCUGGCUGUGAAUGAUGAGGUUCUGGAGGUGAACGGCAUCGAGGUAGCUGGGAAGACACUCGAUCAAGUCACAGACAUGAUGAUCGCCAAUAGCCACAACCUCAUUGUCACCGUCAAGCCUGCCAACCAGAGGAACAACAUUGUCCGAAGCAGCCGCACUUCUGGCAGUUCUGGCCAGUCCACAGACAGCGCUGCUAGCCACCACAGCCUGCUUGCCCAUGACCUGCAGAACUGCCAUCCUGACGAAAUGGAGAGUGAUGAGGAGGCUGACAUCGUCAUCGAAGGGGCCUUGGAACCUCAGCACAUUCCCAAGCCACAGGGUGCGCCUUCCAGCACCCUUUCUCGGGCUAAUGGCACUAGCCUUGUGGACAGGCUGCAUCGGGACCUGGCCCUGCACAGCUCUGGGCGGGAAAGCAAUGGCAGCAUUCACAGACUGCUCAGCUCCCUGAAAUCCGACCCCCGCAAUAGCCUGAUCCUUCCCCCAGGAGGGGUGGAGGAACACGGGCCAGCUAUCACCCUCUAGGGCCCAGGCCACAGGAGGAGGCCACAGAGCCCAAGACCCAGACAGACCACGUUGGCAUUCCACCUGCGGAUAGGAGAGCACUGAGAGGAGCGAGCUGGUAAUGCUACUAGUGAUUCCAAAAGUAAAAUUUCCAAAGGGAAACAAAUGUUUUACAUUUUUAUAUCAAUUUUAAAGUAAAAAUAAUUGUAUAUUUCAUUCCCUCCUUUUUUAACCACUCCCACAACUGUAUUCUUUAUGGACAGAAAAAAAAAAAAUACUGCCUAUUUUUAUAGGAUUUCUCCGUAGAACUUUACACAUGCACACACUUUGGGGCAGGCUUGAGUGCAGGUCCCAGAAAGACUUCUGAGUAAAUAUAAAACACACUUUAUUUUUAAAUUAUAAAAAUACUUCAUCUUUUAAAAUGAAGCUUUAAAAUAACCUUUUUUAAAGUGGAAAAGUUCAUAUUUUUAACUUAACUGGUGCAGAAACACCCCACGAUACUGUGUUUUCUGCUGAUCUGGUGGAAGGCUGCAACAAGAAGGCAGGGACUGUUCUUAAGGACAGCGCACCCGAAUUUGUGACAGGUAUGACCACAGGAGAACUGCAGCUUUCACAAUGUUGGACACCGGUUCAGAGAACCCAGGGAGGGGGAGUCACACAAGAACACACUGUGGUCCUGGCUGUGGAGCUGCAUUCAUGACCUCAUCAGAGGUGCCAGCCCAUCCCCAGCCUUCCCAGAACCAGUGUAGAAAGCAGGCUGGAUUGGAAGGUGAGGCUGGGCAGCACCUCAGCAAGGUAUGCUUCAGAGCCAGUUUGUGUUCUGAGGUGAGUCAGCCCGCUCCUCUGGGUUAUUUGGCCCCAGGGCAGUUCUUACCUUGUUUUCAGCAGAAGUGCUGGACCUUCUCGGCAGACUGAGGUCUGAAGAACAGGCAGCUGAAUGGAUGCAGCUGUCUUUACUGCUAAAGUGGUCCGAUUCUAAGUCAGAGUGCUACAUGCUAAUUUCCAUUCCUAGGGUAGUGGUUAGUGGCAGGAAUUUUACUUUUAACUAUAAUGAAUCUUGUGGAACUUAAUUGUUUUGACAAAUAUUAAAUACCUUAUCACUUUUAACUUAGGGAUUUAAGUUUGACCCAAUUAAAUUUUAUAUGAAGUGUGUUUUGUUUGAAUAUAAUUUCAAACUUUAUACUUUACAAACAAACUUUGACCAAAUAAAUCUUUCAUGUAAAUCCAGGUAAAAAAAUACUAUUACUGGGUUUUAAGGCUGUGAGCUCACCUGUUUCUCCCCUUAUGUAGCACCACCUGCUGGUCAGUGGCAGAACUGUCCUGAUUUUGUGACUCAGAAACAGUGCAGCUCAACAUUCUCAUUUGUCUUUGGUUCCUUCAAAGAGAAUUAUUUUCCCUUUGGAAACUAUUUACUGGACAGAAGUAGCUUUUGCUAGAUAACCAUGUCUCCUACGCUGGUGUUUUGAGUCUCUCGCUGUGUGUAAAGGACACUGACCACAUGUACCUAAGCACAGGAGGCCGCAAGAUGCCUCCCCACCACGUCCCAGUGAGGGGCAGACCCACAGACUUAUUCCUGGGUGCCAAAGAGCCAGCUCUGCUACCACAGAGGAGUAUUACAGACCAAAAUUCUAAUGCGCGGUUACUGUUACAAAGAAAUGUUCACUUACCAAGUUACUGCUGGUUGCUGCCUGUGGAAUAACUGGGUCUGCUACCAAGUGGGAAAGUUGUAUUUCCACUCAUUUUAAAUUGUUGGGGCAAAUGUGAAUCAGUAUUUUAAAGAAAGAAAAAGGCUUACUCUGAACUUAUGCCUGUCGCUCGUAAUUGUAAAAAUUACGAACUGCAUAGAUUAGCUGCUGAAGAGUUUUUCUAUCCAGGUCUGUAGUUCUGCCAUGUUGUUUUCUUCUUUAAAAAAAAAAAAAACUGUCAUAUAUUAAAGGGUUUUAUAUAUAUAUAUAUGAGAAUAAAAUUUUGUUUUUGAGUUAACAAAAUGCAAUACUGAUACAUUUCACUUGUGUUCUAAACAAAGGUAGAGUGUUCAUGCCAGUGACAGACACCGAUCACUCUUCCAGGGGCCAUACUUUUUCAUGUAAUCUUCACACAGUCUCUGCAAGUGUUAUUGUUCCCAUUUUACAGAUGAGAAAACUUUUCUACAAUGAGUCUCCAAAUCAUUGAGGAAAACUUUUCUGAUGUGUACAACCUUCCUGAAAUGCACUCUGGUUUGCAGUGUUCAGUCAUUCCGACAUUACUAAAUGUAUACUGCGUCCCAUUGGGGUUACUGAAAUCACAAACAGUGGUGGCAGUGAGCACAAGCAACCGCUGGAGGAGCCCAUGCAGCCUCGCAGGUGUCCUCAAAAUGCAGGUAGCUGAGAGCUGACUGGCACUCUGACAAAAUGGAGCUGACAGUCUGGCACCAGGGAAUUCUAUAAAAAACUCGUGUAGCACAGUGUGAGGAGCAGAUGUUUGAGUGUAAGCAGAGGCAACACAUUGCUGGUGGUCCACAUCACAAACCAAGAGUAUCUAUCUGUGCUGCUUGAGGACCAUCCUGCCAGUGGAUUUUUUUAUCACUAAUCAGGGUCAUUUAGUAUCUCACAACUUUACAUGAAGUAAUGACAGAUGGGCUGUGUCUAUCACAGGGCACUGUGAACCCUUGUGUGAGAAGACAGGCACUAGACUGGGUGGCGGGCUGUGCUGCUGAAGGAGAAGCUCACUUACUAGCAGAGAAGUGAAGUUUCUCAGUGGCUUUAAAAAGAAAGCAGUCUCAAUGAUCUGACUUACAGCAAUGUGAGCCUGGAACCCCCUGGCCAUGUGGAAGGCACCAUUUCCUGAAACCCUGUGCCUGCUGAACUGGGACCGAGCCUUACUUCCUCAGGAAGGUUGGCUCAACAUAAGCACGAGGCCUUGCUCCUGUGGGCUGGAGUUUGUUCGGGGAACAUGCCGGUCCACCCCAAGGCUCUGACUCAGAUCAGGGUGGAGUCUGACAAUCUUUAGUCUCGAGGAGUUUCCAGGUGCUGCUGACACUGCAGCCCAAGGACGACAGAGCCAUCAGCCAACCCCCUCUAAAAGUUAUCAAGAAGGUAGCUUGCCCAGGAGCCUGGGACCCAUGAGUGAGGGCUCAUUCAGAGUGUAUGGAGUUUUCAUCCACCACAUUAGGUGCUGCUGCAGACACUGUAAAGUAAUAUAUGCACCCAAACUGUCACCCAGUACUUUCAUCCUGAGCCCACCCUGCCAUGCUGCAAUGCCACACCACCACAUGCUCUGACGACUUUGCUCCUUUCUCGUGUAACAUCUGUCUCCCAAAAUACUUAGCCCAGGUACCUCCAAAUCCAAGCAAAGAUGCAUGCUUCAUCUUUUUUUUCUUUUUCAUCACAAAAAAGAAUUAAAGAGCUUUCAAGUACUGAGACUUUUGUCAGUAAUGAAACAUUUCUAGGGAGAGGCAUAAAUGCUUAUGGCAUUAAUAAAAAGCAAACAAGACAAUCCAGCAUGCUCUCAGCACACCAGUGAGUGAGCCACGUUACAUAUUCUGCUCCAUGCUUUGAAGGAAAACACAGACAUGCCAGCACAUGAGCCCUUGAAAAGAACUGUACAUUACACUUGUCGCAUACAGAAGCGACAGCAAAGGCACCAGUGCUGGAGACAUUCCAGCAGUGUUCGACACAGAAACUUUUUAAGGAAGAGUCCACGGUUAGCCCAGGUUGGGUAAUAAAAAAGCCAUACAAUGGUAGAUUUCUAUUAAGACACAGCCAUAAUCAAGGCACACUUCACUUGAACAGCACCUGAGCCCAGCUGCACAGAGACACAGGGAUGAGGAAACAUCCCUUGCUCAGGGCAACUAACCACAGAAUGUGAGUCAGCAAGAAAAAAUUUUUCCUAAGCACUGUCUCUCACUUUCUCAUGAUCCUUGCCUUUGAGUGCACUUUGGAGAGGGAGCAUUUUAGAUGAAGAUUCUUGAGGACAAACUAAGAACAAACCUCACCCUUAGCAGUGACCAGUUUAUGUGACCAACCCAGUCUUCCCUAGUGCUCCCCUCGUCCCCCCUUCUCCUGACCCCUGCCUUCAGCAGUUAGUCUUGCACACAAAAAUGCCUUCAUCACUGAUAGCUACUGCCUGUUUUGGAGCACUAGCGACAUACCAAGGAGGAAAGUGUAUUCAAAGCUGAACAGCAGCAGGCAGACAAGACAUCACCCCCACUGCUGCUGAGUGCAGCACGGAGACGAGAAGGGACACCGUCAGCAUCCACCCAAUGCUAGUAGUGUCCACAGACAGUUUCCAUCUCUCCGGCUAUCACCUGGGCUUGGGGACACCUCACGCACGCCCCAUCUCUAGCUAUAGUGCAGGCCCCGACCCUGGAUCUGGAGUCACUUUCCCUGGUGCUGGGAGGCUUCGCAGCAGCUAGGUCUCAACUGGACCUGCUGCCUGGUUAUAAAUUCUUUCAUUAGGGAAAACAGUAAAUGGAGUGAGGUAGGCAUACAGAGAUAAAUCCUUAAACCCUGAUGCAAUUUUAAGAUCAAGAAAUGUGUAUUAGCCCAUUGUCUGUUACUAGGAAUAAAUACUUGGGCCUGGAAACUUAAAAAGUAAAGGCCUACUCAGAUCACACUUCUGUGGCCAGCACCAUGGUGGAAGUGCGCUUGGGGUGCAGGGGCCAAUGUAGGUGUCACAUUAACAGGCAGGAAGCCAGAGAGGGGCCAGGCUCAGAAUUUUACAACUCUCUCAGAGGAACCUGUUAAGGGCCCCAUAACAAAUAAUUCAUCCCAGAGAGGCAAAGCCGACAAGCUAAGAACCCCCACUGAGCCCUCCCUCCUGCAGAUCCUCUCAGCACUGCCACGGUGAGGCCAAGUCUUAGCACGUCUUUGGAGACAGGCCACGCCAAGCCACAGCACAGCUCCUUGGAUACUUUUAAAAGCCUUCUGAGACAGCAGGCCAUGUUAUGUACAAGUGUAUGUGGGUAUUCAAUUUUAGAUUUUAUUACUAUAAGAAUAACAGUCUCAUUCUGGAAAAUUUUUAAAAUAUCAAGUAGUUAAAAACCUCCUAGUAUACAAGAUAAUUUCUGUUCUUGAUAUUUUCAUGUUUCUUGAAAAGCUGUCAAAGAUAACUUGUUGCUAGAUAAUUGAGAUUCUACACAAAAUGGUACACCUUAUUCUUUAAUGUAACAGUUUUCCCAUGGCAAUAAAAGUUCUUGGAAAAUAGUACUUUAAUAGCUGCAAAGUAAGGAGAUACUUAAAUUAAUUUUCCCAUUUUCUUGCUGAUAGAUACUGGGUUCUUUCCAGUUUUUCUAAUACAAAGAUCACCAGCAGUAUGAAGCUGAGUUUAGAUUUUGGAUUAUCCCCUUCAGAUACAUUGCUAGACAUGAAAUUAACCAAAAGGUAGGAACAUUUUUAAGGUUUUGGUUUUCACUUUUUCCUUUGAAAGUAGCAUCACAGAGAAGUUUCAAGGACAGCACAAAGAGCUCUCCUAAAUCAGUGAUGGCAAGCAAACCUUUUAGAGCACCGAGUGGUAACAAAUAGCCUGCCAUGGCCCACAUGCCAUAGGUUUGCCCCCAUCCCCACCACCCUAGAUCCUCAACUGCUGUUUCCCCAGACAAGGACAUUCUCCUACAUAGCCACAACACAACUAUGAGGGAUAAAAUUAAUAUCAAAAAGGUGUGACUCUCUAGCCCCUCUACUCAGGUUUUACCAGUCAUCUGGACAACGUCCUUAUAACAAAACAACACACUCCAGGAUCACUGCUAUACUUAGUGGCUUUCACUGUCCUUCAGCCUGAACAGUCCUUAGCCAGGCCUGGGUCUGCCUGACCUUGACACUUCUGAAGAUUGCCAGCCAGUCCCUGUGCGGCAUCUCUCCCCAUUUGGUCUUGUCUAACAGCCCUCAUGGCAACAUACCUUUAUAGGGACUCUCACAGAGACUCAAGGGCCCUAACAGAUGGCUCUGCUCCCUACAAGAAGGUGGCAUCUGCCAGGCUUUCUCAUUGUAAAGACAUUGUUUUCCCUUUGGAGUGCUUAAUUAUUUUAUAGGGAGGUAUUUUGAAGCUAAGGAUAUAUCAUGUUCUUCAUCAAUUUUUCAAGUAAUUCUUUAUACAGCAAACUCAUGGACUCCCUAUUCAUAUAUUAUUGUUUUGAUAUCAAAAUAUUUGACUAGUAAAAGCCCUCUUUACAUCUUUUUUCCUUUACUCCGCACUCUCAGAGCAGACCCCUGCCUCCUCCUCCUCUUCCACAUUCCCUGCCUCAGAGAGGAAAUCGGCCUUUCCUUCAAGCAUUCUGGCUCCCCUUGUAGAGGAUGGUGUUCAGAAGUCCAGACCUAAGCUCUGAAGGUGUACCUUCUUCCUGAGAGCAGAAUCCGGGCAUCACACAUUUGUGAGGGCCACAUUAAGGAAUCGUUUGUGUGGGUGUCACAUACGCACGCACACACACACACAUGCAGGAAGAGUCAGCCACAGGCCUGGACUAGUCUUGUCCCUAUGCAUCCCCAGAAGGACCUGUCUCCCCAACAGAUAGUCAGCUGUCCCCUCAGAGUAUGCUCAACAAUGUGCUCAUCAGCAAUGCACACAGUCUGUACAACAGUGCCAACUGACAGUGAACCCACUUUCCUUCUGGGAUCUGGAGCCUUCUGUGCACCUGGGAGACUUAACACUCCAGUAACCAUGCAGGUCUCAGACCCUGUGAAGGUGCCUUGUGAUUGUCCCUUGUGGGGACACGUGACUCAUGUUACAACCUAUUAGCUGGAGGUUAAGAACAUCUGUGAUUCCCCAGGAAGGGCUAUUCUGGUUCUCAUACCUGGCUUCCUCUAAACCUUACCUCAGGAGCUGUUGGCCUGAAACCUUUUUAAGAAAUUGCAGCACAAGUAAAAGAAACUUCAAGAGUUCCAUGGGUCCUUUUAGGAAUUUAUCAAGUCUGGGGGUGCUCCUGAAAAGUCUCAUAUGUAUGUGCACACACAUGCAUGUGCACAUUUGUAUCUCCAUCAGUUUCUAACUAGAUACUGAUACCACUGCCUUCCGUUUCAACUCAGUUCAUUUUUCUCUUUAUUUGCAAGAAACUUGUUUCAGUCAUCCUUAAUGUACUUGCUGAUCAGUCUCCCUGAUCUCAGCACUACCGACCUUCCUCAUCUCCAAGCCCUACACACCCACAAGCCUCUUUGCACAUGGACUUCACACCCCUGCACAUCUGUCAGCCCCGUGGCCCUUCCCACAGGAAACCCUGAGCCAUGUACACUGACAGUGUCCAUCCUUCCCCUACUUUGGACUUUCUCACUUUCCUGAGACUCCACCACCAGCUCUGGGCAUUACAGCUCCCUUCCUCUCCUGCCCUAGCUGGACUCUGCCUCAGUGCAGGACCAAGAGAAAGUAGGGGAGGAAAGUAAAAGGGGGUUGGAGCACAGGGUGUAAUGGCUAUGUUGGUUUUAUCAGCCUCACUUAUCUAGCAAAAUUAUUAAAAAAAAAAAAAAAAAAAAAAAAACCUCUCAGUUUAUCGGAUCUGAUCCCAGGCCUCAGUUUAAAACCCACAAGACCAAUUUUUUUGCCACUCUCUCUCUAGAGCUCCUCACAUGGGUAGUGCCCCUUGGGAAUGGCUCCCCUUAGUCACCUCAUACUGCUGCAGCCCAGGACAGGCAGCACCUGCCUGCACAGUUCCAUUCAGAAGAUGCAGCUUCUCUGCCACUUGCUUCCACAAACUCUUAACUGCUCUGCCCAGUCCCACUCAUGAUGUGCAUGGGACACAGGACAGGUCCGGGGUUGGGUGCUCUUCAAGGGCAAGAGCAUGCUGCUUGUGUUCCCCCCAGCAUCGAAAGGAUCCAGCAGGGAUGUGAAAUGUCAAUCAGUAAUAGACUCAAAACUGGCUUCAGGAAAGGUGAAUACACACUUCUUGUUGCAAUAUCCAAGAUUUGCCCUGGCCCCAACAGGCCUGGCAGUGGAGCUUCCCUCUCUCCUUUUAGACUGGCACAGUCACUCCCUUCCACAUGCUGCUACCUUGCUCACCUGUGGAUUGAGAAUAGGUUACAUGAAGCAAUAAAUCAUUUGGGAUUUGUGUUUGAAGGACUCCCUGAAUGCCACCUGACCCAGCCAACUAAGCACAUGAGUACGUUUCUUUCCUGCGUGCAUGACAUCAAUGGAAACAAAUGAGGAAAAGCCCCAAGUUUAUCAAAUUUAAUUAAUGGUUACCUUUACUUAGCAACUCCUAUCAGCUUUUUAAAAAUCAUUCUAGAUAAAAAUAAUUUUUUUCAAAUUAGCAAGCCAGUAACCAAUGAAUGCUGCUCUUAAAAGAUUUGUUAAAAACUCAAGAUUCUGGGGCUGGGGAUUUAGCUCAGCGGCAUAAGCGCCUGCCUUGUAAGCAGGCAGUCGUGAGUUCAGGCCCUGGUACCGAUAAAAAUGAAAAAGACAAAAAAAAAAAAAAAAAAACUCAAGAUUCUAUUUAUAAAUGAAAACUACAAAUUGAUUUCAUCAUAAAAUGUUUUUCUUACAAAACAAAGCAAUAAAUGGAUUUUGAGGGCUUGUGGUUAUGAGGUAUGUGUGUAUUGGUUUUUAUUUCAAACACUGCUGAAAUUUAAACACUAAGAUAUAGCCACAUAUUUAAAUUACUAAGAUAUUUGGAUUUUAAAUUUGGCUAUUCAAAUAGCCAGAUGCCAACUGAAUUUGCAUCAGAUUAAAAAAAAACAAGCCAAAAACAAAAAUUUGAUCUAGUUACUGUCUUUUUCAUUCAUGUUAUGAUUCCGGAUCAGCAUCUGGCAAGGAAUCAGACAUUACAGUUUACAAACCUUAAGGAAGUUUUUGCAUUCUGUGGAUUAGAAGAGAUAUACAUUAUCAUAUAUACUCCCAACAGCCCACAAUGGUAAGAGUUAGAUUUGAAUUUUUGCUACAUCACUGAAUUUGACAAAUUUCAGAAACCUGUAUGUGAAGUUUAAACUUAAUUGUCACCUUGAUGGAUUUGGGAGCCACCCAUGGGAUUAGGGAAACACACUUCUUGAUAUGUCUGCAUGCAUCAGGGAAGCGUGAAUUCAAGUACUGUAUGAUUCCUGGUCCCUUCUUCCCUGGCACUGUUCACUUCUCUGCUUCCCAAAAGCCAUAACAUACAGCAUUUUUGCUCUGCCAUACUCUUUCCCCUCCAUGACAGAGCUAGUUGCCCAUGUACUUUCUGGAAACAUGUACCAAAAUAAACUACUCAAUUUUUGGGUGUCAGAUACUGUGUCCCAGCACCUGGAAUACUAAUACAUUAUAUAUACAAAAGUAGUUAAAAUCCUAUUUCAUUAAAAAUUAUGUAUCAACUUAUUCUAACCAUCUUUUUCAGUUUAGAUUACUCUUGUAAAAAGUACACCUAUGCCAGUCACUAAAUGAGACAGAUAUAUAGAAAGGUUAGCAGAUGUAAUAUUUUACAAUCAAUACAAUAAACUCAGGAAGAUGUUCACUACCUUUGCAGUCUUCACUGAUUUUUCAAUAGCUUAAGCAAUUCAUCUUGUUUUAUUGAGUCUUAAGCUGCCCUUUGUAUUUUAUAAGCAUCUUUCUACUCCUCUGUGUCUGUGUGAUAGAGACAGAGAGAGAGAGAGAGACAAUAUCAUAACCAAUCCAGCUUGAUUCAGAGAUACUGUACUGCUUUUGGAGGAGAGGUCUGCAGUACUAUUCUUGUAAGUAUGUGCACAAAUACUGUUAAGGGAGAAGUCUGUAAACAAAAAGUUUAAUACCGUAAUAAGGAAAAACACUGUUGGAAGUAUGUAACAUUACCAAAAGUUAAAGGACAGCUUAAUCUUUUAAAACUAAUGUGUAUUAAAUAAAUAUUUAAAUGAAAUUAAAGGCAUCCUGGCACUGAGCUCCUCCUGAUCUCACCCAUGCACUGCCUGUCCUCCAAGGGCUACCACCAACAGGACCUUAUAUGGUGGUGCAGAAAGGCCAAAGGAAAGAAAUUUCUCAUACUGUUAUGAUAAUCUCAGUCAUUGCUUCUGCACCUAGUGAACUAUAUUGAUGCAGGAUACAGAUUAGAGAGCAGAAAGAGCAGCAUGGUCAUGGUCAAGGAUAUACCAUUUACUGAACCCUGAAUCUGUCCAGGACUCUUUGCCUGCAGCAACUUUGCCAACUCUGAGAAAGUAAUGUCUAAUACCAACUAAUCUCUGACACAGGUAAACAGCUUGCUAAUUAAUUACUCUGUAAAUGGCAUGGAUCCAUUCUGUUUCUAAUGCCUAGAAAAUGUGUGCAAAUAUCUCUUAAGUUCACAGAAUAAAUCAUUCUCCCCUGCCAUUUUGUAAGUGGAAAGGUACAUAUGAUGAAGUAAGAGUUUCAGAUUAAGUUCUAAGUUACAGAUUAAAGUUAAAUAGUUUAUGUUUAAAGGUAUUGAAAAUUUAUUUGGGGAAUAUUGUUGAAAAUAAACCAAGUUUUUCAGAUGAGUAUUUUAUCCUUGGACAACAAUGUACAAAGAUGUACUGAAAGGAUUUCCAAAUAGAAUUACAGGAUUUAAAUAGGUAGAAGUUCAUAGACAUAACAAUGUCCCUAAUCUUUAUUACUAAGCUUCAUUAAGAAUUUAUCUUUUUUUUUUUUUUUUUUUUUUUUUUUUUUUUUGUCCUUUUCCUUUUUAUCGGUACCGGGGAUCGAACUCACGACUGCCUGCUUUCAAGGCAGGCGCUUAUGCCGCUGAGCUAAACCCCCAGGCCCAUUUGUCAUGUUUUUAAAAUAAUGAACUGAAUCUAUGUUUAACAUCUCAGUACCAAUUCACCUGUUUUUAGUAUUUGAACUUUGGGGGAGGCGCAUGGACAGUGCUGGGGAUUGAACACAGGGCUUUAUACAUGUUAUAGGUUAUAUAUUCCUUUGUCUCCCUCAGACCAUAUAAUUUUCCAUGUGGCUGAAUCUAGCAUUUGUGAUUGGUUUGUGGUCUAGCACUCAGACUGGUGGUGUUUUACCUGCCCAGAGGUGGGGUCAGGGUAAUGGCAGGAAGGUGUGUCUUUCUCUUGUGCUUUCGCUUUUCCUGUUUGCAGCACCCAUUAAUGGCUGCCCCGCCAUGCCACACUGCCCCGGAGCCACCUGACUCUAGACUAAAUCCUCCAAAAACUGUAAAAAAUAAAAUAAAAUAAAAUAAACCAUUUCUUCCCUAA